Molecule: messenger RNA, 3323 nt
Organism: Daucus carota subsp. sativus
Lineage: Eukaryota; Viridiplantae; Streptophyta; Magnoliopsida; Apiales; Apiaceae
Product: probable LRR receptor-like serine/threonine-protein kinase At3g47570
Exons: 2
Coding region: 85-3189 (1034 amino acids)
Biological process (GO): protein phosphorylation
Molecular function (GO): protein binding; ATP binding; protein kinase activity
Source: RefSeq, a predicted model, not a curated record
AAAAAUUGACUUAAUCAGAGAUGACUUGGAAUUUGUUGCUCAACUAUGGAGUUAAGCUUUUAAGCUUUACCAUAAAGUCAUAAAAUGGUCUAUAAAUUGAGGGUUGCUUUUGUUCCAUCGAUACUUGAAUAUUCAUUCACCAUGACAUUCAGCUUCCUUCAAUUCAUCAUCCUCUCAAUUUUGAUAUUAAAAACCUCCACACAAGUGCAUGCAUUUAGAAACAAUGUGACUGAUCACCAAGCUUUGCUCUCCUUCAAGGCUUCGAUAAAAGAUGAUCCCUUGGGUGCACUAGACUCGUGGAACAAUUCCAUUCAUUUCUGUCACUGGAAUGGCGUUACAUGCAGUGCUAGACGAGAGAGGGUGGUAUCACUCAACCUCAGCUCACAACACUUGGUCGGUUCAUUGUCUCCUCAUAUCGGAAACCUCUCCUUUAUUAGGCUAAUGGACAUCCAUGAAAACGAGUUUCAUGGCCUAAUCCCGGAUGAAAUUGGUCGACUGUUUCGUCUACAACAUCUUGCUCUGGGGAACAAUUCUUUCCGAGGUGAAUUUCCAGCUAAUUUGAGUCAUUGUGUAAAUAUACUAAGAAUCGGAAUGUCUGGCAACAAUCUCCAAGGAAAACUCCCUGUUGGGUUCAGCUCAUGGCCUAAACUCAAUGAGAUUAGACUUGGGAAUAAUCAUUUCACCGGAUCAAUUCCACCUUCAAUAGGAAAUAUAACAAAUCUUCGUUAUCUUGGUCUGGGCCGUAAUAAUCUAGCAGGGAGCAUACCUUCAGAAAUUGCUCAUCAUACAAAAUUAGAGAUUCUUAUAUUACAAGGCAAUCGUUUGUCCGGUAUGGUCCCUGUAAAACUUUUUAACAUUUCAUCCCUCCGUGUGUUCAGUUUAGCCAAUAAUGAUCUUCAAGGAACGCUUCCACCAGAUUGGGGCUCCAUCCUUCCUAAUCUGGAAUCAUUUUACGCGGGGGUCAAUAGAAUUUCAGGACAGCUUUCCCCAUCAAUAGCUAAUGCAUCCAGUCUUGUUAACUUCGACGUCCUAGGAAACAGUAUAACAGGGCCUAUACAGAACAAUUUUGGUCUCCUUCCUAAUCUUCAGUUACUAAGCUUGGGUCAAAAUCCACUUGGAGACAACUUGGAUGACUUAAGUUUCAUCAAUUCUUUGGUCAAUUGUACGCGUCUGUGGAUACUAACCUUACACGAGAGUAACUUAAGAGGGGAGCUUCCGAGUUCCAUUGUGAAUCUCUCCCAGACUCUGGAGGAGUUGUACAUGUAUGGAAACCACAUUUAUGGACGCGUACCUCCUGAAAUUAGAAACUUGGAAAACAUGAUAGUGCUUGAAUUGGAUGAUAACCGAUUAACGGGGAGCAUUCCAGAGUCAAUUGGAGAGCUCUCACAGUUAAACGGAAUGGAUUUGAGUGGAAACAACAUUUCAGGAGUCAUUCCCACUUCCAUUGGAAAUUUAACUCAAUUAAUCGGUCUGGCUGUAUAUGAUAAUAUGCUCGAGGGAAGCAUUCCCACUCGGUUGUUUAACAUCUCUACUAUGGAGAAUGUGGCCCUGGCUAACAACAGGCUUGGAGGUGAAAUUCCUGAGCAGAUUGGUUUUUGGUCCCGGUGCCUUAGCCUUGAUCUGUCCCAAAAUCUAUUCACCGGGGUGCUUCCAUCUCGCGUUGGAAGGUUGAAACAAUUAGUUCAACUCGAUGUUUCGUACAACAAAUUAACAGGAGGUAUACCCGUGACUCUGGGUGAAUGUGUGAUGCUUGAGGAGCUAUACAUGGAAGCAAAUCUUUUUCAAGGUAAAAUUCCGUCUUCCUUCAAAGCAUUAAAAAAUCUUGCAGUUCUAGAUCUAUCAACAAAUAAUCUCUCUGGGGAUAUCCCGAGAUUUUUUGAUAAUUUUCAUAUGAUAUUUCUCAACUUGUCACACAACAAGCUUGGAGGUGAAGUGUCAAGAAAAGGGCUUUUUUCAAACGCAAGUGCAUUUUCGGUCGUUGGAAAUCUUGAACUUUGUGGGGGUAUUCAAGCAUUGCAGUUUCCUGCUUGUCCUGUAAAAGUCUUGGGAAGUAGGAAAAAAACAUUUCCCCUGAGAAUGAUACUACUCAUAGUUCUUGUACCCCUCGGCGUCUUGUUAGCAUGCCUUGCCUUUAUUUGUCUUCGUCGUCGAAAUUCCAAGAAGUUGGAUGACCCUGCCUUGGUGUUGAGGGGAGACCAAUUUCCUAAACUUUCAUACCAAGAUCUUCGCCUAGCUACAAAUGAGUUUUCCGUGGAUAAUUUUUUAGGUCAAGGAAGAUAUGGUUCAGUUUACAAAGGAGUUCUCGAAUCAGGGGAAGACAUAGUUGCUGUGAAGGUACUGAAUAUUGAAGUACGUGGAGCCAACAAGAGUUUUUUGGCAGAGUGUGAAACAUUGAGGAAUAUUCGUCAUCGGAAUCUUCUCAAGAUCAUCACAGCAUGCUCUAGCACUGAUUUUAAGGGCAAUGACUUCAAGGCAUUGGUUUUUGAGUUCAUGACUAAUGGGAGUGUGGACGACUGGUUGCAUCCGACGCCUUCCUAUCAAGGGAAUGAAAGAAACUUAAAUCUACUCCGGAGAUUAAGUAUUGUCAUUGAUGUUGCACUUGGAGUCGAUUACCUACAUCACCACAGUCAUGCAAGUAUCAUACAUUCUGACCUAAAGCCAAGUAAUAUUCUUCUUGAUGAGGAUUUUAUCGCUCAUAUUGGUGAUUUUGGUUUAGCGAGGAUUUCUUUUGCUACUACAAAUGAAAUCAAUCAAACACAAAUGAGUUCAACUGGUAUACGUGGAACAAUUGGUUAUGUUCCCCCAGAGUAUGGAAUGGGUGGCGAGAUAUCCAUAAAAGGAGAUGUAUAUAGCUAUGGAAUUCUUCUUUUAGAAAUUUUCUCGGGGAAACGACCUACUGAAAGGAGCAUAUUCAUUGAUGGUGAUAGUAAUCUUCAUGACUAUGUGAGAAGGGCACUCCCACAUAGUGUGAUGGACAUUGCUGACCCCCGAAUUGUACUAGAGCCAGAAGAAAAUGGCUUGACACUAAAUCAAUCAUACAGCAGGUCUGUCAUGGAAGUAUGCCUGGCAUCAAUAUUUGAAGUGGGGAUAUUAUGUUCUGCAGAGGAGCCUCAAAAGCGCAUUGACAUUAGUGUUGCUAUCAAGCUGCUACAUGCGGCAAGAGACAAGCUUCUGCAGCGCAGACCAUAACCUGGGUGAGAGUUGCAAUGUCUGUAAUUAUAUACCAGAUAUAGGCAUCUUGAUAUUUUAAACUCCUAAUCUGAAAAGGAAGAAUUUUACCUAUUUAUUUUUCGCAUUUCUAUCCUUUUUAUAUUGAUAACGUG